Sorghum bicolor (sorghum) is the source of this 1212-nucleotide messenger RNA. RefSeq names its product proline-rich receptor-like protein kinase PERK13. Lineage: Eukaryota; Viridiplantae; Streptophyta; Magnoliopsida; Poales; Poaceae. The record is from RefSeq and is a predicted model, not a curated record. The transcript has 2 exons. Bases 16 to 747 code for a protein of 243 amino acids.
ACUGAUUAGAUUCCGAUGGACGGCGCAGAUCCCCCGAUUCCCUCCCCUCCGUCUCCCUCCUUUUUUAACCACCCCACACGGCUCCAGACUCCAGAGCCUGAGCUGAGCCACUCGCCCCCCUUGCCACUCCGGAUUCCCCCCUCCGCUCCCAAAGAAGACGGCGAGACCAAACCGCCGCCGCCGUCGCUACCCUACCACCGGGAGAUCCGUCCGUCCGAGGUGACCAUGUCUACGCGGAAGCGUCCCAGGAACAACAACGGCUCCACCUCCACGCCGGCGUCGUCCGCGGGGCGGAGCGGCGGCGGCGGCUCGACGACGUCGUCGUCCUCGUCCUCGUCCGCGAUGCGUCGGACGACGAGCCUGUCGGACCUCGCGCCACCUCCGGAGAUUCCAGGUAGGCCCCAGACGCGGGCGGCGAGGGGAGAUGCGGUGGUGGCGGGGGCGGGCACCGUGUGGGUGGGUGCCGAGAUGAUGAGGAGGCACUCGGGGGACUUCCUCCCAGCCAUGGAGACGGCAGCCUUCCUCAAGGCCUGCGGCCUCUGCAAGCGCCGCCUCGGCCCUGGCCGUGACACCUUCAUCUACAUGGGUGAGGUGGCCUUCUGCAGUCAGGAGUGUAGGCAGCAGCAGAUGAACCUGGACGAGCUCAUGGAGAAGAAGUGCUCCACUCCGGCUGGCGGCAGCGGCGGCGGUGGCGGCGGUGGCAGCUCAGAUCAGUCCGGCAAAAGCAGCACCGUUGCGGCCGCCUAGCAUCGAUCGUCAGAGGGGUAAUAAACAAAGAAAAUUUUAAUUUGGAACCCUGGUAUAUACAGGGCCCAAAUGCAUUAGUUUCAGACCAUCUCAGCCUAUGUAUAUCCUAUAUUUUUCUGGAGUCACUGUGUGUAUAUUGGUGGGUAGGGAAGGGAAGGGAAGGGAAGGAUGUAGAGAUUGAAACUGGGGAGCAUGCUUAAGUUUUGCAAUGCAUCUGUGCCUGUGGGGGUGUUUGUCUUGAGCACAAGGGGCUGUGUUAAAUCCUGGUGCAAAGUAGGGAGUUAGGAUCUGGACCUGUUUAUGUUUUUGUUUUUCCUAAAGGAAGAACAUAAGUUCUUCAUACUGUUGCCGAAUCAUUCUCUCUUGAAUGAUUUUUUUUUAAAUAUUUUCGUGGAAGUUUUUGUUUUAGGAACACUGAGCUUGAAAAAAAGAUUUACCCUAUAUAUAAGAGCAGUUUUUGUCUCA